AGAAGAGGAGAGAGGCAGAGACACAGAGAGGCAGAGGGAGAGACAGGGGUGGGGUGCGUGGAUGUACAUGAACAUGCCGAGAGGAGAGUGUGUGGACCAGCGAUGACAGCCAUGCUGAGCCCAAAGAUCAGACAGACCAGGAGAGCCAGGUCCAAGAGCAUGGUGAUGGGUGAGGUGUCACGGGGGUCAUGCCGGCCGGCUUCCCCCAGCCUCCAGGAGGGGGCUCUGAAGGCCGGCUGGCUGAAGAAGCAGCGCAGCAUCAUGAAGAACUGGCAGCUCCGCUGGUUUGUGCUGCGCUCAGACCAGCUCUUCUUCUACAAAGACGAGGAGGAAACCAAACCACAGGGCUGUAUACCUCUGCAGGGAUGCCAGGUCAACGAGCUCACAGCCAAUCCAGACGAGCCAGGAAGACACCUUUUUGAAAUUGUGCCAGGUGGAACAGGAGAGAAGGACCGGGCACCCAUCAGCCAUGAAUCCUUCCUGCUCAUGGCAAACUCCCAGACAGACAUGGAUGACUGGGUCAAGGCCAUAAGGCGGGUCAUCUGGGCGCCGUUUGGAGGAGGGAUAUUUGGUCAGCGUUUAGAGGACACAGUGCAGUAUGAGAAGAAGUUUGGACCCCGGCUGGCCCCGCUGCUGGUGGAGCAGUGUGUGGACUUCAUCAGAGAGAGGGGUUUGGACGAGGAGGGUCUUUUUCGGAUGCCAGGACAGGCCAACCUUGUCAAAGAGCUGCAGGAGUCCUUCGACUGCGGCGACAAGCCUCUGUUUGACAGUAAUACAGACGUCCACACGGUGGCAUCCUUGCUAAAGCUGUACCUGCGAGAGCUGCCUGAACCAGUCAUUCCCUUCUCCAAAUAUGAAGACUUUCUAAACUGUGCACAGCUUUUGGCCAAAGAUGAAGAGGAGGGGGUCCAGGAGCUUGGAAGACAAGUUAGCACUCUACCUCUUCCUAACUACAAUCUCCUCAAGUACAUAUGCAAAUUCCUUGAUGAGGUCCAGUCCCACUGUAGUGAGAACAAGAUGAGUGUCCAGAACCUCGCCACAGUAUUUGGACCAAAUAUCCUUCGACCCAAGAUGGAGGACCCAGUCACUAUCAUGGAAGGCACCUCUCUGGUCCAGCACCUGAUGACAAUCCUCAUUAGGGAACACAUCCGUUUGUACUCAGGGAGGGACCAGGAGGGACCUAUCGUACCCCAAACAGAGCUCCCUGUCCAGGGGCAUCAGCUCCAGCAUCGCAGCCUGGGAGCCUGGAUCUCAGAGGAAGACCUCCAGAGCUGCCCGGUCUCCAACCCUGACCAAGAACUGCACAGCAGCGCCUCAUCUCUGGAUGCUAAACUGUGUGCAGCUGUCACUCCCACCCAGACCCCAAACCUGAACCCUGGACCAAAACUGGGGUCUCCAUCAGGGAAAGGAGAGACGUUGGUCAGCCCGAGUAAACAGGCCAAGACCAUACCUUCCUGGAAAUACUCUUUCAAAAGCUCCUCGGCGCCUCGUUCCCAGACGCAAGCCAAGCAAAGCAGCACCGGUAGUUCUGCGGCUGAUGUCACUAGUGUAUCUUCCUCCGGUGGGGGAGGAGGUGGAGGUGGAAGUGGAGGUGGAGGUAACUGGCUCAUGAAUGGUCUGUCCUCCUUGAGGGGACACCGGCGUACGUCAUCAGGCGAGCGGUCUGCCCGUGAUCGCGACUCCACCGGCUCCUCGCAGAGACUGUCUACCUACGACAACGUCACCUCUUCCUCCAGCAUGGGGAGCGUUCCAAGUGUGGCCAGCACACCUUGGUCCACUUCCUCCUGCGAAAUUUCCGUCCCUGACUCGGGAAGUGAGCCCUCAGCAAACCAGAACUGCGGAAUAGGGGGUGAGAGUGGGGAGAAAGGGGAGUGGAUGGAGAGCCAAAGGGAGAUUGACAGAGGAAGGGAUGGAGGGAUGACGACAGACCCGAGCUCUGAGCAGGACAGUUGCGAGGCCAUGGAGCUGUGCAGCAGCAGCGCAGCCUGCAGUGAGAAUGGAAACAUGGCCGUGGCAGCCGGGGUGCCGUCCAUUAUCAUGUCCGAGGAUGGAGAUGGGAUGAAUCUAACACUGAGUGGUCUGGUGGAAGGACUGAAGGACGAGUUGAGGAAGCAGAAGACUUCAUACGAGACCAGGAUCCAAAAGCUGGAGGAGUCCAGUGCUGCUCUGUGUGCACAGAUGGAGCGUCUGGAACAAGAGAUGGAGCAGGAAAGGAAAAAGCAACGAAUGCUGGAGAUCAAACUACGAAACUCAGAGCGGGCACGGGAGGAUGCGGAGAACCGCAACCGGCUCCUGGAGAAAGAAAUGGAGGAUUUCUUUUCCACACUGGGAGAUCUGGCCCUGGGUGCAAGGACUAGUGACAUUUGAUACAGCACUCAUCUGUCUGUGGCCAAAACUGUCAGGAUUUGUAUUUUGGGGUAGGGUGUUACAAGGGCUCAUGUCCUUGUUGGUGCAUCAGGGCGUUCCUUCAAAAGAAGAGUAAAACAAAAAAAUAAGAGAACCGGCCAUAUUUGUGUACAUUCGGGACAAAGAAAAUGAAAUAUGAGGAAGAGUAUUCUGAAGGAUGAAAAUAUCAAAUGGGGAUGGACAGUGUCUCCGUCUACAUUGAGCACUGAGCGGUUUUGACUUUCUUACGCAUGCUUGAAAUGGAACGUUACGAUAAGAUGGUGCACUUGUGAUUACACUCCUUGAUGAGUCCAGGGUUUGUCUUGGGAAGGCAGUACUUUAACAGUUCAGGUGCCUGUAUGUGACUGGUGGAACCUGAUUCUCUGGCGUUCUCUAUACUGGAGAGCGCUGACUUCUUCAACCACUAUUUUACAAGGAUAUUCAAGAAUGGAUUUCUUGCUGAAACUGCAAGAUUCUUUAGACAUUAAUGUUGAAUGCAGACAGCUGACUGAUAUUUCUCUCUAUCUGAUCUUUAAGGAAUAAAUGCUACAUUUUUGGAAAUACACUUAUUUGCUUUCUUUCCAAGAAUUAGAUGACAAGUUUGAUGUCACUCUGAUGUCUGCAGGAUAUGAAGAAACAGAAAGAUACCUGUUAGUCUUUACAUAGUUAACAUAAAGACAAAAAACGGGGGGAAAGAGCUAGCAUAGUGCUGUCCAAAAUUAAAAAUGAAUCUCCUUAUCAACACCUCUAAAGCUAACUAAUCUUGUUUGUGUAAUUCUUAUAAAAACAAAUUGGAAAAUCAACAAGUGAGUCUAAGCUAACUGGCUUCUGGCUCUAGCUCUUUAUUUAGCGGGGCAGCACUAGGCUAACUCUUCCCACUGUUUCCUGUCUUUAUGUUAGGCUAGGCUAACUGGCACCUUCCUGUAGCUUCAUAUUUAUCCGACAUGGGAGUGGUGUCAAUCUUCUAAUCUAACUCUCAGGAAGAAAGCUAAAAACUAUUUCGCAAAAUGUCCAAAUGUUCCUUUAACUGUAGGGCCAGUUCAGUGAAAUUAAACAAAACAUAUUUCCUCACUUGCCUGUAGUGGUAGCUAGCUAGGCAAAGGCCAGGUUUUGAAGUUGCAAAGGAGUUCUGUGAAUUAUGCAGAGUAAGGUUUACUUACAGAGAAGAUUUGUUUUUAAUGUUGUGAGCAAUAGAAACAAAAUUCAUAUCAGUUUGGAGGGCCAAAAUCUCAUAGACGGAUAUCUCAAAACCUGUGCAAAUAAAACCAAAAUGAUUUGCAUGUUAGACACCACUAGGGGGAGCUGAGAAAACACGUUUUUUAUAAUCUGAGUGAACUGACUGUUAAACUGUACAGCGGUAGCUUUAGCAGAUGGUCCUCCACUUGCAUUUAUCCUCCCCUCCUAUAUUUGUACUGCAGACAUUUCUUUCUGGAUAUUUUACUGUAGAAUCAAAUUUGUAUAUCGUAACACAAAAGCAGGUUUAGAAAACUCGAUUUUCCAGUGAUAGGUGGAACCUCUGCAGUAGCUGCCUCUGUACUUUCUUUGUCCUCAGGCCCUUCCAGUGCCUCUCACCAUCUACAUGGUUUCCAUUUGAUGGCAAAGCCUCAGUCUUCGGUUCAGUCCGAUCCUCACAGAUGUCAGUAUACCUUUAAUGUACAGAUACUUCAACAGGGACAAUGAAAACAAUAAUUCAAGCAUUUUCAACUUAGCGCAUGCUGCCUUGGACACAGACCACAUGGCUCAGUAGGUGAAGGCCAUUUACAGUAAAUACCAAAGCUGGACCGCCUCAGCUGUUCCCUCACUAAAGAUCAGAAUGGCCUGCCUGGAAGCCAUGUUGAUUUUGGCACAUGAAGCUGAACACUGCCCUCAAAGAAACAAUGGAAUUUCCUGGUUGUGCCUUCAGGGAAGUGUUUUUGAAUAGGAAAAAUGUAGUGUUGCUUGCUUGUCCAGAGAUGUAGUGCAUAUAUUCGUGCAUAGUACACACAGUGGCUGCAAUGUUUUUUUGUUUUUUUUUAUGGCAACAAACUGCUGAAGAUGAGUAACUUGAUCUCCCUAGAAGGUGCCAAUUCUUGUGAAAGUGAAUUGUGAACUGAAUGGAAGUUUUGAAUUAAGAAUGUAUCCUUGUAGUGAAUGUAAUGUGUAGUUGAUGAAACCAGCCCGAUGAAAAAACGACUACCAGAGCGGGAGAAAAAAAAUCACUGAUGGUGUUCAGAUCAUCCAGUUCUGCAACUCAUUAUCCUUACUUUGACUCUUGGUAAUGCUGGACAUGUGCUGUAUUAUGGGACGCAGACCUACAUCACAUCAGGAAGCUGUGAUGCGCUUUAUUGAUCUGGUUCAUUGAAUUGUUAACACUUAAUUUUAUGUUUCUGAAAUGAAGAGUUGCAGAUGUCUCCUUUGUGAGAAUUGCAUGUGGUUACAUUGUUGAAAAUGUCUUUUUUUUUUUUUGCAUCUUAUCACCAAUCAGAAAAAAGUCCAUAAGUGGUUUAAAUGACACCGACAAACAGUAUAUUAACAUGUGAAUGUGCGCUUUUGGUUAGACAAUGUGACUGUAUUUUUCCUUUUUAUAUUUUAUAAAGACAACAUAAAGCCAGUCAUAUUACAUGACACUCUUUAAUUGCACAGGUUUACAAGGUAAUUGUCCUUUAAAGCUUUUUUGACUUUACUCAUGUGAACUACCACUAUCACAGUUAAAGCUAUUGCAGGUUCUUUGAUUCCAACAGAUCCAUUUAUUUCCCUUUUAUGUGUGUGUCAUGACUAAGGCUAAAUGUUUCUUAUUGCUCUGCUGAUCAUCUAUGGUGCUUAUUUAUUAUGGAUUUCCACUAAUGUAAAUGAAUGGACAUGUAUGGGAAUAAAGGUGAUAAAGAUAAUCUGUGAGA
This is a messenger RNA of Morone saxatilis (striped sea-bass), 5261 nucleotides long. RefSeq names its product rho GTPase-activating protein 22 (gene arhgap22b). Bases 103 to 2367 code for a protein of 754 amino acids. Lineage: Eukaryota; Metazoa; Chordata; Actinopteri; Moronidae. Gene Ontology annotation, cellular component: focal adhesion. Gene Ontology annotation, molecular function: GTPase activator activity. The transcript has 10 exons. Gene Ontology annotation, biological process: activation of GTPase activity; signal transduction. The record is from RefSeq and is a predicted model, not a curated record.